This is a messenger RNA of Ostertagia ostertagi, 1968 nucleotides long. The record is from the annotation of a GenBank genome assembly. NCBI's taxonomy places the organism in Eukaryota, Metazoa, Nematoda, Chromadorea, Rhabditida, Trichostrongylidae.
AUGGAGAAGUCAAGUUUGAUGGAUCAGUUUCGUAUGGGAGCUUCCACAGUCAUUCGCCAAGUGAAGACUGCACAGCACUACGUAUGUAGCCACAGGCUUCUACGUUUGAAGGCAAUGUCCAUAUGGGCGAUGCCGGUAGAGAGCAUUGAGGACAUAAAAAUACAGAACGGUAUUUUCAAAUACCGUGUUCGAUGGGUUGGCUGCAAACCUAGUGAAGACACGUGGGAACCUGAAGAGAGUUUCACCGGUUCUGAAAGUAAGGCCUUGUUGGAGGAGUUCCGAGAAGCACAUAAGGAAAAGGUUGAGCAGCUUCUCAAGGCCGACAAAGCGAGAAAAGCCAGGCGAACAAAGCGUGGUCCUCGAUGGGAAUAUGUAUCGGAAAUAGUUACGAGAGAAGAAAGUAGCAGUUUGAAGCCACGAGAACUUCAGGCCGAUGAUGUUUUCUACGGAAAACCGGCAGCGGAAUUGGCAGAUGCGCCUAGUGAAUUGAAGAAACUUUUUGAUCCUACUCACAAGAAUACAGCUACUGAAUUAUUCCUUACCACGACAGAUCCGUCGGUGAAGGUCACCAGAAGUCAGACAAAAGCGCUAAUAGGUUCAUCACGAGAGGCUUCAAGAUCCAAUACUCCAACGCUCUCGUCCAAAUUGCUGACGCCCGAUGACACUUCACGUGGUUCAGCGAGCCCUACUCCUCAACCAGCACCAAAAGGACGUCAAAGGAAAGGAAAAGCGCCACCUCAAAGGGCCACAAAACGGAAAGCCGCUGAACGAAAGAAGGAAUCUGAGACUGCAGUUGAAACCGUGGUUAUCGCUUCAUCUAGUGUGGCUGAAAAUCAGCUUCUGCACCUUUUCAUAGAUGUCUUGACUGCGAGCAUUGUUCUCACAAAUAGUUGUUUAGAAGCCGACAAACCUGCAAAGAAGGAAAAGCGCUCUUCAUCUGAGAAGGCACCAAAAGAGAAGAAGAAAAGAGAGAAGAAAUCUUCGUUGGAUACUGUAAUCUCUCCGCCACCGUCACAAGGGAAGGAUGCUGUUCAGCCUGAGAAGUCAUCAAGUCAGGAAACUGAAAUGGAGGUGGAUCAGCCAUCAUCUCAGUCGGCGAGUAAAGCCGCACCUGUCUCAGAAGAUAAUGCCACAGAAGGCAAGCCGAAAACGUCACCAGCAUCGAUGCAAAACUCCGAGUCAACCUCGAAACCGGCGCCAGUUAUGGGUCGAAGACGAGCUCUGCACCUUCUACCAGGUCCGAUAUCCAUCAACGAACCACUAACGGCACAAGUACUUAAUAACAUGCUGCGUGAACUGGAGAUCAAGUAUUAUGGCGACGAAGAAAGACAUCCUUACUCUCAAGAUCAAUUCAAUGAUGCAAUUUUGUCUGGUAACUUCAUGCGUGUUCGAAAAGCAAUGGUGAACAAUGUGCUGACGGCACCUCGUUUGGCGCUGUGGACGAAUCCAUAUGGUGCAAAUCUUCUCCAUCUGUUAUGUCGUUCAACAAAAUGUGAUGGACGUCAUGCGGGUGACGAUAUAGCGACAGUGCUCUGCAAUAUCGCGCCAUCUUUACUAUGUGGUCGCGACAGUAUUGGCAAGAUUCCAUUACAUGAUGCUGUUGACAAAGGACAGGUAAAACCGGAAAACCUUCGAAAGCGCCGUGCUUACGAGGUGCUUUCUAAGCACUCAAGAAUAAUCUCGAGUCAACUGCAGAGAGCUCGUAGGAAAUUCUCUCACACAAAUGGGCCACUUCCAGACAACGGUCAAUAUGCUCAUGUGUUAUUUUUAUACGUGUGUAGCGUGAAACCAGAAGGAGGCAUUUGGCAGACACGGUGCUGGGGUGGAUUGCGACUUGGCCAAGCGCCAUUGCACAAUGGACGACCGUUAGAGCCAACCAGUGUUGUUGAACGAGGCGAUCAUAUGAUAUUCUUCAUCAACCCUGUGAACGGUGUGAAUACGAUUCAGAUUAGGAUUAGCGAUACUGAA